Racocetra persica is the source of this 231-nucleotide messenger RNA. The record is from the annotation of a GenBank genome assembly. Lineage: Eukaryota; Fungi; Glomeromycota; Glomeromycetes; Diversisporales; Gigasporaceae.
GUUUCUGGUUCGUUUUUGUCUAUGCUAAAAACAUUUGGCUUUAGCGCUGAUAGAGAACAAGCAAUUUACAUGGAAAAUUGUUAUUCUCGUAAUUGUGCUCGAAAAGCUGUGCCACCAGUACACACCAUCGAUUUGAAAUGGGAAUCUAAUGAAUUAGACAUUUCAGCAGCAAAAGAUAUAUUUGUUUUCACUGGAAAGAAUGAUCAAGGAUCUGCGCGCGUUUUGCUUCUC